AUGGCGGCUCGCGGCGUGGGGAUGUUGGCCUGUUUACCCCUAUGUGCUCAGAGAAGUCAAGUCCUGCGUCCUACUCACAGGCUUCUCAGUUGCUCAGGAACUGUGGCAGCAGACGUUAAGAGAGAAGAGCAGUCCUCGAGGAACGUGGAGACAGGCUCUGAAGACAGGACUCCCAAAAAGAAAUUCUCUGAGGUGCAGAAAGAAAGACGAGAACAGGCACAGCGAACUGUUCUAAUACAUUGCCCAAAUAAAAUCAGUGAAAAAAAGUUUCUGAAAUAUUUAUCCCAACAUGGACGUAUUAAUAGUCAUUUCUUCUAUGAGAGCUUUGGUCUUUAUGCAGUUGUAGAGUUUUCUCAAAAGGAAAGUGUCACUUCACUACAGAAUGUAACUCGAACUCCGAGUAUGGAGACAGAGGCUGCAAUUCCAUUCAAGUCGCGUUUCUUCAAUUUAAAGAUGAAGAAUCCAUCAAGCCAGACUUCAGAACAGUCCUGUAUACAAAGCAGUAAUCAUUCCCCUCCUUCAAACAAGAAGCUUUCUGAAUUACUUUGUUAUGCAGAAAGUAUGGAUGAUCAGCUGAACACUCUCCUGAAGGAGUUCCAGUUAACGGAGGAGGACAUUAAGCUCCGAUAUCUCACCUGUUCUCUUAUUGAAGACCUAGCAGCUGCAUAUUUUCAGGACUGUACAGUGAGACCCUUUGGCUCCUCAGUGAACAGUUUUGGGAAAUUAGGAUGUGAUUUGGACAUGUUUUUGGAUCUAGAUGAAAUUGGAAAACUCAACACCAACAAGACCUCAGGAAAUUUUCUGAUGGAAUUUCAAGUGAAAAAUGUUCCUUCAGAAAGAAUUGCAACUCAGAAGAUCCUGUCUGUGAUAGGAGAAUGCCUUGACCACUUUGGCCCUGGUUGUGUGGGUGUACAAAAAAUCUUAAAUGCUCGGUGUCCUCUUGUGAGGUUCUCACACCAAGCCUCUGGAUUUCAGUGUGAUUUGACUACUAAUAAUAGGAUUGCCUUGAAAAGUUCUGAACUCCUUUAUAUAUAUGGUACUCUGGACUCAAGAGUGAGAGCCUUGGUGUUCAGUAUUCGAUGCUGGGCUCGAGCACAUUCGUUAACGAGUAGUAUUCCUGGCUCUUGGAUUACAAAUUUCUCUCUUACAAUGAUGGUAAUCUUUUUUCUCCAGAGGAGAUCACCCCCUAUUCUUCCAACACUUGACUACCUAAAAACUCUAGCAGAUGCAGAAGAUAAAUGUAUAAUAGAAGGCCACAACUGUACAUUUAUUCGUGACUUGAAUAGAAUUAAACCUUCAGGAAACACAGAAACACUAGAAUCACUACUGAAAGAAUUUUUUGAAUAUUUUGGCAAUUUCGCUUUCAAUAAAAAUUCCAUAAAUAUUCGACAGGGAAGGGAACAGAACAAACCAGAGUCUUCUCCAUUGCACAUUCAGAAUCCUUUUGAAACGUCUCUCAACAUCAGCAAAAACGUAAAUCAAAGCCAACUACAAAAAUUUGUAGAUCUGGCCCGAGAAAGUGCCUGGAUUUUAAGUCAGGAAGAUAAAGACCGCCCUUCCCCAUCAAGUAAUCAGCCCUGGGGGCUGGCAACGCUGCUGCAGCCUUCAGUGCUAAGCAGUGUGUCUCUUGCCAAGAAGAAAAGGAAGAAGCCUGCAAGUGAGCGAAUUAAAAAUUUGCUGGAAUCUAUAAAAAGUAGCAGUCCAGAAAAUGACACACACACCAAUGGGAAGAGAACAGUUAGUACUCAGGCUUAGUGGCUAUUCCUUUGCUUGAAGAACUGGUUUUCCCUGAGAACAUUGCUCUUUCGACCGCCUGGAAGAACUGGUCUGAAACUCUCACAGGUACCCACUGGCAUGGGGUAUCUGUUUUCAUGAUCUUCUCACUGGGCCUCUUUCUGGUCUGAAGUUCUGGGAUGUGUUCGGUGUGAUAAGCCUCAGAUCCACUGCCACAAGGAAUAGGUGACAGAGGAUUGGAAUGUACUUUAAAUAAACUAUACAAAGCAAGUGGUAAGAAUCAGUUUUAGAGUCAAGCCAUUAUUGAUAUCUACAUGAGGCCCUGGGUGGAAAUCGUUUAAAGGAACUUCUGGGUAUGUACACACGUAGUCAGUGAAUACAAUAAACCUUCAGAAUUUGCUAGUACUCUUAGUAUGUAUUUUUUGUAUUCUUCAAGCAAAGUACUCUUAUUCACAUAUAAAUUAAAACAGGUUUUCCUGUUUUAUUUCAUAUAUAAAUUAAAACAGAUUUGCAAAAACGUUAAUGUUUUUAAAAGAUAGGAAUGCAGACACUUCAUUCACCACAUUCUAGUAUUCUAAGCCAGAUAUAUAAAAAUAUUGGUACAUUGUAUUCUAGAAUGCUAGGUACUUUUUCUGCUUUCAAAAAUAAAACCCUGCUUCUACUAUAUGAUAUUCCCAGUAUUCUUUUUCUUAUCUUUUGAAACCUCCUUUCUUCCUGUUCAAAAUAGAUACAUAUUGAAAUAUAAUUUCCAUACAUUCCCUGUGGAGUAACUUUUGUUUUAGAAGCCAAGAAAAUAGUGCUUGAAAACAGGGGACUUGAGCCAGACUGGUUUCCUAGUAAAUUACUCAGCCUCUCAGGGCCCCCGUUGUUUUCUCUGUAAAAGGGGGGCAAUAAUAGUGCCUACUUCACAGAUUUUUGUGAAGAUUACAUGGGGUACAUCGGAAAGUGCUAGGUCAGGAGUCUGGCGCGUUAUAUGUGUUACUUUUAUUUUUUAUCUUUUGUGGUAUAUAAGUUAUUCUUGCUACUCAGAAUUCAGAUUUACAGUUUAUAGUGGUUUUCAAAAUAGCUUCCCAUCUAAAUUUUAGGUCAGAAACUAAUGAGCUCUGCUUGGGAUAUUUUGGGGGACUCACUAAUAGAAUUGUUACGAAGCAGCAGAGUUCUACGCUCAUGUGGCCCUGCUGUUUUGAUUUCACAUCUGAAACCAACAUACAAGUAUCCGUAUUCUUUCAUACAUAUAUGGCGUUCUUUUAUACAAACAAGUAGCAGUGUUCUUCUAGACAGUUCUUUUAUUAUUUAUUUAUUUAUUUUUAAAAAAGAUUUUAUUUAUUUGACAGAGAGAGACACAGCGAGAGAGGGAACACAAGCAGGGGGAGUAGGAGAGGGAGAAGCAGGCUUCCCGCAGAGCAGGGCGCCUUAUGCGGGGCUCGAUACCAAUCAGGACCUGAGCCGAAGGCAGAUGCUCAAAGACUGAGCCACCCAGGUGCCCCUAAAUGAGGUGAUUUUUUGUUCCAGAUAUUUGAUUGGAGGGUUUCUUUUUUAGGUUGAUGUUAAGUCAAAAAUGAUCAUUUAGGCAUAUGAAAUAUGUGUUGGCAUUUUCUUUUUUUUUUUUUUUUUUGUAAUCUAUAGAACAACUUGGACCCUGUAGGUUUGUGUUACUUUUCAGGCUGAGGUUUAAUUAUGUGAUGGAUUUUAAUCUACAAAGAUAUUUUAAUCUAAAAUUUUUAGUUCUAGUCAAAUGAACAUAGACUACAAACAAAUGUACUCUUUUCUCGUAACUUCUUUUUCACUUCCCAAAUUUUUAAAAUGUGGUUUUUAUUACAUAUUAGAGAUAAUCUACACUUAACUUGUCAUUGCCACUUCUUACUUAAAACUGAUUUUAAGGUCGGGAAAUAGGUCGGGAAAAAGUUUUGUUCAAGGUGUUUCUUUCCUAGCUGUUUGUUAACUAAGCUUCCAUUGAGUAGCCUUUAUCUACAAUGAGUUUUGCUCAGUGUGUGAAAGAAUUUGGAUGUAAGCCUACCCAGAUCAGAUCGAUUUCACUUCUACAUCGUUCCGGAUUUUAUGGCCCACCAGUAUAAUUCCUGGAGUUACUACCAAUCCUUAGGAAAUUAGAGAAUUGGCGAGAGGCAUUCUAGGAAAAAAAUCUAUAAUCUUACUUCAUUCACAAAUCUCUAGGGAUCAUAGAGAAGAGAAAAUACAGUUGAAGUAGGACUUCCUGCUUUCAUUUACUACGUGCCUCUUCCUUUUGCUCACGGGCUGUGCUCAGGUGAGAACAGAAUUAGAAUUGUUUCAAGUUACGUCAUGUUCCUAGAAAUUUCUUGGCCUUUAAAGUACAGCUCUAUUCAGUUACUUACAGCUUGCUGGUACCACAGUAGGGAAAAGCUACAUUUGCAUGUGUCAUUUAAGCCAACCCAGGGAACAUCCGCAGCAAAGCCAGCAGGAAAAGCAACCUAGCAGUCACAGCUUGUCCACGUAGCAACUCUGCACUUGCCAGAGUUUGGCAUUCGGUUGGUGAGUAGCUGUCCUCGGGUCUCCAUUCAGUCCCUUCAGGAAAUCUUGUAGGAGUGCAACAUUCAAAACACCAUAGAAAUGAAUAAACCAUUUUUGCCUUAGAUGAUCGGAGAAAGCUUCAUUGAUGAAUAGCGUAGGUAGACCUUGAAAGGAUAGGUAGACGGAGAGAGGGGCAUAGGG
Messenger RNA from Mirounga angustirostris (Northern elephant seal), 4422 nucleotides. RefSeq names its product mitochondrial poly(A) polymerase (gene MTPAP). Gene Ontology annotation, molecular function: poly(A) RNA polymerase activity. Gene Ontology annotation, cellular component: mitochondrion. The record is from RefSeq and is a predicted model, not a curated record. Bases 1 to 1755 code for a protein of 584 amino acids. Lineage: Eukaryota; Metazoa; Chordata; Mammalia; Carnivora; Phocidae. The transcript is spliced from 9 exons.